GAGGGAGAGGGAGGGGGCGGGACUGACCACUAGAUUACACUAAGGACUACACUGUGCGUCGGAAAGCGCAAAAAUUGACCCAAACACACACCUCGACAGGAAUAAAAAGGCAAAAGGAGCAAAUGCGCACGGACCGCAGCUACACACCCGCAGCCGCCGCACUCUUUUGCGUGUUUUUCAUCUUCGAUCUGUUUUUUUCCCCCCAUCCUAAUGACAUUUCGGAGCUCGUGACUACCAGAAGGAGCGACUGAAAAGAAGACAGCAAGACUGACAAGCAGAGGGCGAGACACAGAGACAGACAGAGAGGGUGAGAAAGAGAGACAUAACGAUAGCUCGACUGAGGUGCUGUGGGGUUGCGCGCGCUCGCUUGGGCUGGACGGGCUACACCUUUCCGGGAAACUAAAGCAGGGACAGAGAAGCAGACAGAUAUAAGCUAUACACAGCACACGAGCCGGCAUUACCUAGACGUGUCUUGCGUUUAUUUUUUAGUUUAUCAUUUCUUUUUGCAGACAUUUAUCAGAGACACCACAGGAGACUAAGACAGGUGCGUUGUAGUAGCCUAAGCACAGCAAUGUGUCCAGUCUCAGGCGUGUACAGCUCGUGAUUUGACUCCAUGUUUUUUCCUCCACCACAUUAAGAAAUUUGCCACAUUCCUGCGGCUGGUCGGUUCGCGCGCGCGUGUUCAUGUGUGCGUUGAUUAACGCGCGCGCCACGCACGCACCGCAUCCACACGAACCGAGCCAGACCCGACGCGAGCUCCUCCCCAUCCCCAUCUUUCUCUCCCCGCCCCCUCCACCUCCUCCUCUAUGCUCAGCUCGGUGUGCGUCUCCUCUUUCAGAGGGCGCAAGGGUGGCAGCAAGUCGUGCGCUAAAGCAUGCGCGAGCGCCGACAUGACUUGCCCGUCGGACAGCGAGCGCAUCGUGAUCAACUGCGGUGGCGUGCGGCACGAGACUUACCGCAGCACGCUCCGUACGCUGCCCGGCACGCGCCUCUCCUGGCUCACCGAACCCGACGCGUGCAGUAACUUCGACUACGACCCCAAGUCGGACGAGUUCUUCUUCGACCGGCACCCGAGCACGUUCGCCUUCAUCCUCAAUUACUACCGCACCGGCAAGCUGCACUGUCCCGGCGAUGUGUGCGGCCCGCUCUUCGAGGAGGAGCUCGCCUUCUGGGGCAUCGACGAGACGGACGUGGAGGCGUGCUGCUGGAUGAACUACCGGCAGCACCGCGACGCCGAGGAGGCGCUCGAUAGCUUCGAGACGCCCGAGCCGGACGCGCCGGAGGACGAGGCUGUGGCGCUGGCCGGCGGCGGAGGGGGCGGGGCAGACGGGGAUCUCAAGCGGCUCUGCCUGCACGAGGACGGCGGCAAGAAGAGCUGGUGGAGCGUGUGGCGGCCGCGCAUCUGGGCGCUAUUCGAGGACCCGUACUCAUCCAAAUACGCGCGGUACGUUGCGUUUGGCUCGCUCUUCUUCAUCCUCAUCUCCAUCUCGACAUUCUGCCUGGAGACGCAUGAGGCGUUCAACACCAUCUACAACCGCACAGAGAAUGUGACGGUGGGCAACGUGACGCACGAGGAAGUGGUGUUCGAGGUUGUGACGGACAACUGGCUGACGUACGUGGAAGGCGUGUGCGUCAUCUGGUUUACCAUCGAGGUGUUCACGCGUGUCAUCUUCUGCCCCGACAAGGCUGAGUUCUUCAAGAGCUCGCUCAAUAUCAUUGACUUCGUGGCCAUCCUGCCCUUCUACCUGGAGGUGGCGCUGAGUGGCCUCUCAUCCAAGGCCGCCAAGGACGUGCUGGGCUUCCUGCGUGUCGUCCGCUUCGUCCGGAUCUUGAGGAUCUUCAAGCUCACGCGCCAUUUCGUCGGGCUGCGGGUGUUGGGCCACACUCUGCGUGCCAGCACUAACGAGUUCCUGCUCCUGAUCAUCUUCCUGGCUCUCGGGGUGCUUAUCUUUGCCACAAUGAUUUAUUAUGCCGAGAGGAUUGGCGCUGACCCCGAUGACCCUACGGCCAGUGCCCACACCUCCUUCAAGAACAUCCCUAUUGGCUUCUGGUGGGCCGUGGUUACCAUGACUACGCUGGGCUACGGCGACAUGUACCCCGAGACGUGGUCGGGCAUGUUGGUCGGCGCUCUGUGUGCCCUGGCUGGCGUGCUUACCAUCGCCAUGCCUGUGCCCGUCAUCGUCAACAACUUCGGCAUGUACUACUCGCUGGCCAUGGCCAAGCAGAAGCUGCCCAAGAAGAAGAACAAACACAUCCCACGAGCCCCACAACCCGGCUCGCCCAAUUACUGCAAGCCUGAUGCUCUUGCCAUGGCAACCGCCUCUCCGCACAGGAUCAUGGGUAAUGUGCUGGGUGGCAGCAUAGCAGGGGACUGCCCUCUGGCACAGGAAGAGAUCAUCGAGAUCAACAGAGCAGACUCGAAGCAAAAUGGGGACGCGGCUAAUGCAGCCCUGGCUAAUGAGGACUGCCCUACAAUAGACCAGGUGCUGGGGCCGGAUGACAGGAGUCCGGCAACGGGGACCGGGCGCUACCCGCACGACCGCGCCUGCUUCCUGCUCAGCGCCGGCGAGUUCCGCACCACCGACAGCAAUGUCAGGAAAGGUUGUGUCGUGUCAUGCGUUUCUGCUGGCUACGAAAAGUCUCGAAGCUUGAACAACAUUUCUGGGAUGACGGGCGCACCUCUACGUUUGACCCCCAUCACUCCUAUCAACAGCGCCCCCUACGAACCCUACGACUCUCCCGGACCUCUGCGCCGCUGCCGUUCCCCGAUCCCGUCCAUUUUGUAGCACAGACGCAGAAAGGACAAAAAAUAUAUAUAAUCACGCUCCGAACUAGAGACUCCCAAAUGCACCGUAGUGUUAAUACUAGUGAUAAUGAUGAUGAUAACUGUUCACAAUGUAAGGGUUAAAGGUCACGCUUUUCACUGAGCCGAGCGGGUGGGUCGGGGUCGGGGGUCAGGGAGAUACGGAAUGGGGUUUGGUUUAAAUUCCCCUGGCUUUGAGUGCUGAAUAAAUUUCCCUAGAUAGACUUAAGCUUAAAGUCACAAAGACAAAGACGAACCUACAAGCUAUAUCAGCAAUAUUCAACCUAUCGAUAGAAAUCUCUGGCUUCCUGAACGGACACUAAGCUUCCAUGGUUUAGUCACUUUAGCGAGCUGACAGUAGACCGCUUUCCCUCCGCCCGAUUGCUGGAAACGUAUUAAAGGUUUCAAGCUUCAUCUGCCGGCAAAUCUCGGAACGAUGCCGCCGUCGAACUUAGGCGACUGUAAUGCAUGCGAAUAUAAACUAAUCGAACUAAAACGUCUGAAUGAAUAUCGCUAAAUGAAGAUCCGCCGUUCAUUAUUUCAAACGUCCGCUCGUCCGGAGAGAGGUCAGGAAAGCCGGCGAUUCAUUUUUGGGUUCAAUGCAACUGCGGUUUAUAUAAAUAAAUAUAUAUAUACGACAAUAACAAGAAGAAGAAGAAGGACACGUGCAUCAUCUCAUCAGCAUGACUCGGGAAAAUGUUCAUUUUUAAUACGAUGAUUUUUAUUAUCGUUACCUAGUCGAGGACGUGCGAUUACGACCCCUGUCAGAGAGCGCCUGAGGAAAACGGAACCGCAUAUUAACUGUAAGAAGUACUCUAUUUUUGUAUCAGGCUUCGGGACGCUGCAAUACGAACUGAGCCGGGGGACGAAACUCACCUUUCUGCAUGGACAGGAGCAGGACAUCGACGUUGUCCGUGUAAAAUGUGCUAUUUAGCUUCAACCCUAUUUAACCAAACAAAGGUGUGACUAACGGGAUGGGGUGGGGGGCAGAGAGGCGAGGAAAAGGAAUCGGAAUAUUUUAUCCAGGGCCUCUGACCUUCUGCACUGCUUCCCGGUAUUCCCGCUUUUUCUAUACUAGCGCAUGAAGGGAACGCCGGACUCUACAAUCUCCUUCUUCCUACAUUACUUGAUCAUAAAUAUGACAUAUCAAGACGAUACGAAAGUCAGGAUCUGAAAUCUGAAGAAGAAGACGAAGAAGAAGAAGAAAGAGGAGGAAAAUAAACAGAACCCCUCUUCAUCCUGCUCAACAUCAUCAUCAUCAUCAUCAUCAUCAUCAUCAUCAUCAUCCUCAUCACCAUCAUUCCCAUUAUUAUAAAACCCUUCCACCUGGUUACUGUGAUUCUUAUAGUUUGAAUGCAGUAAGUUUUCACCUUCCCGUUUUUUAUUUUCUCCUUGUUUCUUUCUUUCUUCCUUUUGUUCUUUCUCUUUUCUUCUUUUUCCCCUUUUUUUGCCUGCUCUGUCUCUCGGAUGCCCGAUCUUCCCUUUCUGCCAAACCAAACCAAACCAAAAAAAAAAAAAAAAACAAACAAAGGAGGGAACGUUGACUGGAUGCUGGACUGACAAGCGAGAACUAUUCUGACAGUCCACUGCUUAUCAGAUAUAUGCAAAAAGAAGCUGUAACUGUGAAGUAAUCUAGAACAGGAAAAAAAAAAACCCUCCUUUCAUUUCUCCCUUCACGUGCACGCUCCGCGCUCCUGAAUGAACACCACACCCGACCUCUCGAGCUCCACCACCUCUGCCAUCUCCGCCGCCACCACCACCACCGACUCCCCCCGUCCUUCGUGUAACAAUGGUUCCUUCCUCAGGAAACCUCUACAGACUUAUUAUAAUUCUGCCUUCGUGAUUUUUCUGCAUAUUCUCUUUUCUUGCAUCGAAUUCUGUUCUUUUCUUUUCCUUUUUUUUUUACUCCCUUCUCUCUUUCUCUCUCUCAGUAUGCGGAACAGAUCGUUCUCAAUUCGUCCGCAUGUCAGCGGGCCGCGUUACCUGUCGCCGCCCGCCGGAAGCUCGUAGCCGAACGCGUCCGAGCACGGACUCUUUUAAUUUUUUCCUGAUUAUAUGUAGCACACACUAUCAUGUAGAUCAGUAGCAGGCGUUUAGUCGGGUUUAUUUUUUUAAACAGAAACAAGGAUCGCUACCGAGCGAUGAUAGAGCGUUAAAAAAAAAAAAAAGAAUGAAAAACAAAACAAGAUCGUCUCGAGCAGUGCAUGUUGCCUCGCGUGCUAACGGAAUGCUUCGUGCUGCAUCCUUGUGCAUCUUGCGAUAUAUUUUUCUUUUCAUUUCUUAUUAUAUGCAUUUUUAAAAAAAAUUUUAAAGAGCUAGGUUCAGGGGAAGAGGAGAAAACAACAAACACAACUCUAUUCAUCCCAAACACCCUAAAAUAAUAAUAAUAAUAAUAAUAAUAAUAAUAAUAAUAAUAAUAAUAAUAAUAAUAAUAAAACAAGGAGGUAAGCACAAGAAAGUUCGGCCAUUUUCUUUCGAACGUAGCCGUGUAACAAUUUCUUUCGACGUAAUCAGAAAUUACCCAGAAUCCUCUAGCACGUCUCUCACGUCACUACUCAGGUACUGUAGCUCUCUCUGUCUACGUCGGUCUUUUAUCAGUGCUUCCAAAAAAAAAAAAAGACAACAACAACAACAAAAAAAAGAUGUCAACACUUUGAAGACAAAAACGGAAAACGAACGAAGAAAGAGUUCGUAGAAACGAACGUGUUCACACGUCUUCCUUUCCUAGAGUCCUCGCGCUUCUUCUUUUUUCUUAAACGAUCCGUCAAAAUUUUAUUACGUUUAUUUUGCCCUAAUUUCUGCCAUUUCCCUCCCCAUGCCUUUCAGUCACUUCCUUUUUUAUUCUUAUUCUUAUUAUUAUUAUUAUUUUCCUUUUAAUUUACGAUAUUGAAAAAAAGGAAAGAAAGAAACGUCAACCCGUGAUCUGCCCUUAAAAAAAAUUAAAAGAAAGAGUGGGAAUGAACGAGCGAAAGACAAACAGACAGAGUGUAUGGUGUGUGUGUGUGUGUGUGUGUGUUUGGGGGGUUGGGUGGGGGGAUUAAACGAGUGUGUGUUGAAAGCGGAUCCUACGAACGGCACCGGGAAAUGGAGGAGAGUUGAAUGGAGGGGAAGAAGGAAAAGAGAAAAAUUGAGGAGGAAAGAAGGAAGGAAGGAAGGAAGGAAGCUGAUCGGCUUCUCAGUUGCUGAGUUUCUGAACUGUCCGCUUUCCCUCUAAAGACGAAUCCGGCUCCGCAGCCUAAAAAAAAAAAACCUAACUCCAUAAAAUGAGAGAACACACCAGGAGAAGAGAAGAAAAGAGAAGAGGAAGGAGACAGAGCGGUGCUAAUACAGCUUGAAGAACUCUGUUGUGUCUCUCGGCUGAUAGACAGAACCCCCGAAUGGAUCGACACCAAGCACAGACUCAUCCCUCCAUCAUGACUGCGGGACUUCACACGUUCUUCCAAACCGGACAGUGGUUUCAAUCUGGGCUUCUACUCGCACACAUAUCAGUCCGACGCUGCGGAACGACUUCCUUUCCUCCUUUGCACUCUUUUUGCGGUUCCAUCUGUUGUCUUUGCAUCGAAUCUUCUUUGAAAAAAAAAACAAAAAAAACAAGAUAACAAAAGGAACGUUAUUUGCAUGCACCACUAUUGGGUGGAGGCUAAAGAUUUAAACUCAGACAAACAGGGAUUGCUCUCGCUCUGGACGCUCCACCGUAAUUUUAAGGGCAAAGAAAAUUCCAUGGAAGGUUUCCCAAGCUUGAUUCAACUCUAUGCAAUUCACCCACUCACUAUUUACUACAACAACAAAAAAAAAAAUACGCCAAAUCAGCAGACGGCACUCAGCUUCAUCCUCUUCCCAACAGACAGAGGGUCAAGAGCCAGCGUCCGGUCCGGCGUGGACUCCCGCCUGCAACCGGGAACUCUCCUGUCACAUACUGCAGCUAAAAUAAAGCCUUCAUCCACGGACAAAUCCAUCACGUCAUGUCCGGGACUCACGGGCAUGUGACUAUAAACGGUGCGCGGGAAAGACGCUUCGCAGAACUUCCAGUCUUUCUCGUGUCUCUCUUCAACAUCUCAGUGUUUCUCCUCCUCUGUAGCAGAACUGCAUGGCAUGAACUUACAAAAAAAAACAAAGACAAAACAAAAGAAAGAAAACAAAUCCAAAUUAUAAGGAGAUCUUAGAAGCGCUUACAGAAACACAGAGAAACCGACGAGAUGUUUAAAAAAAAAUCCCUGACCGAUUUGUCCGGACGGACGGUGACGAGACGGAACAAGGAUCUCCCGCCUUUGACCUUCGACCCAGGGAAGAGGGUGGAGUUUUUCCACAUCAUCGGGACGGAUACGGAAACCCAGGGGGAGAACUUUGAACCGUGGGGGUGGGGGAAGCAACACACAAUAGAAUAUGAAUGCAAAUUGAAAACAAACAAACGAAAGGAAAAAAAAAGAAAAAAAAAGAUGCAUUUUCUGACUUUGUUUACCAGCAUGAUAAAAGAAUUGCAUGCCUCUGCUUUGAAAGGUCCUCUCGCCCAGCUCCCCCUCAACAUACACACGGAUAAAAAAAAAGAACAACAAAACAAAAAAAAGGAGGGCUUGGAAUUAUUAAAAAAAAAAAAAGAGCAACAUCACGGGGAUUAAAUGCAGGUUUAUGUUAUAUGCAACUCAAUUUAGAAAGUUAUAUUAUUAAAAAGAAAAAGUUCUAUAUUUUUGUUUUACUACUAAAAUCUGAGUACGGCAUAUACUGUAGGACUGCGAGAUACAGUCAGAGCGUAGAUAUUAGAUUCCCCCCAGAAACUGAUAUGGAAAAUAAAUUCCUGCUAUUUAAAAACUAGUUCUACUCAUCAUUUUCACACCGACAAACAACAAGAGAAACCUUUUAUUAUUGUUUUGUUUGUUUUUUUUCCCUCUUGCUUCUAUUCUUCCUAAUCUUAACUCUCGCAUCAUGGGAAUUCACAUCUUCGACCGUUCGCUGGAAAAAAAUAAUAAAUCAAAAAAUUCACAAAAAGUCGGCAACAAUACGUGAAAAUACUUCAGAUAAACGUUCAUAAAGCAGGAUUCGGGACCGAAAUGAAGGUUUUCGUAAAAAAAGCGCGUGUAAGUCGAGACCCGCGUUAAGAGCCGUACUGUGCGAAAGUCCAAGGAACCGAGAGCUUUAGUUAACGCUUUGUGAUUUGUGAGUUUUUAAAAAAAAAUAAAAAUAAAAAUGGUCAUUAGUAAGUUGUGAGAUUUGAACUUAGACGUCUCCGCGUCGGAUAAUAAACAAAAUCGUCUCGGAACAUACGGUACGUUACAUUUACACGUAAUAAUUGAAAUUCACAAUCAAAAUUUCAAUACAAUUUUUAACCUUUGUAUUCAAUAUUAAAAUUAUAAAUAAAAAUCGAUUUCAAAAUCCGAAUUUUCAUUCAAAAUUCAGAGUAAAAUUACAUGAAAUAAAAUGACCAAGAAAUGAAAUGAAAUUUAAUUAGAAUCAUGAAAUAAGCUGCACAGGACAGAGGGGAAAUAAAUCGAUAAAACAUUGAAGGAAAAUAAAAACAGAAUAUUCAUAUGAAGAAUUUCAAGAAUUUUAGGAUAAUUUCUUUAAAAAUUUGAAUUGUUUCAUAUGAACCAUUUUGAUUAAAAAACAAAAAAAAAAACAAAAAAAAAAACACAAGACAUCUGUUAAGAGUCAGAACUGAUCUGAGCGCAAUGAUAACAGCAGGAGAGUCAGUUAUCUGACCGGGAGACGGAGAGACGUGUUCAGGAUCUCGAAUCGUUUAUUUUCAUCGUUUUUAAAAAGAAAUUUUUUUUUUUCUGUUUAUUUUUAUGCUACAAGUGCAAACACAAAUCAUCCAGCUGUGGCAGGGACUAUCUGUUUGAUUGGGAUAUAACAUAUGAUAACAUUUAAACACAACUAGAGUAAAAAAAAAUAGAUAAGAUACAGGAUACACACACACACAUCAAUGUUUAUGGAGUCUAUGUUUAGGCUGUAGGGGUCACGGUGGCUUAGUGGUUAGCACGUUCGCCUCACACCUCCAGGGUUGGGGGUUCGAUUCCCACCUCCACCUUGUGUGUGUGGAGUUUGCAUGUUCUCCCCGUGCCUCGGGGGUUUCCUCCGGGUACUCCGGUUUCCUCCCCCGCCCCAAAGACAUGCAUGGUAGGUUGAUUGGCAUCUCUGGAAAAUUGUCCAUAGUGUGUGAGUGAAUGAGAGUGUGUGUGUGCCCUGUGAUGGGUUGGCACUCCGUCCAGGGUGUAUCCUGCCUCGAUGCCCAAUGACGCCUGAGAUAGGCACAGGCUCCCCGUGACCCGAGAAGUUCAGAUAAGCGGUAGGAAAUGAAUGAAUGAAUGUUUAGGCUGUAGCAGAUGCUAGGUAAAGGUUCGCUGAUCACGUAACAGCUAUUUAUUUAUUUAUUUAUAUUAUUAUUGUUUAUUUUUAUUUAUUUUAUUUAUUUUAUUUAUUUAAACCGCACAGUCAUCAGAUGGCUCCGUAUUACGCAACGGGCUCAAAUGUUCAAAAGAAACUGAAUGUUAUUCAUUCUGACAGUAAAUUCACAAAUAUAUAACUAAGAGAGAACGUUAGCGCUUUCCCAGUCUAUUAGAGUAAUGAGGCAUGCUGGGUAAUUGCAAGCUUUCUGUUUAACCACCACGGGAAAUAACCAGACAGACGGACAGACAGCUCGUAUUAGUUCGACCGAAUUUUCUGUUUAAUAUUGAAGACGUUUUAUAGAAUUUUAAAGAAUGAUCAUUUUCACAAAGCAGCUUUAGAGAAAUAUAAACAUUCAGCAUAGAAUUUAAAAAGGAUCCUCUUAUUUUUUCUGUGACUAGAAAGUGGAACAUGAUUGACAGGAAGGUCGAUCAAAAUAUCCUUAAUUGGUUGCUGAAAAAAAAAAAAGUCUCUUGGCCCCGCCCACAAUUAGUCUCUGACUGGGUGCCUUUUUGACGUUUCUGUCAUUUCUAAAAGUAUUUCUAUGAUGAUGAUUAUUAUUAUUAUUAUUAUUAUUAUUAUUAUUAUUAUUAUUAUUAUUAUUAUUAUUAUCUCUUUUGAAUCCUGGUAAAAAUAACAAAAACAAAUGAAAAAUCUUUCCUAAGCCUGGCGGGAAUUUCAGGAUAAAAAUUACAGAAACCGUUUAGACUCGAUUUAGGUGAAAGAUGAACGGCAGAAGAAAAGGAGAGAAACGACAAGCUGGUGGAGUUUUAUUCCAAAGCGAAUCUUCUCAGGUGACUUUCGACUUUCCCACAGUAUCGUGUACGUAAACGGAAGGGAAGAUUUUCGAGUUUAUUCCAUUUAUUUGCGGUCGUAGCCUCGUCAGUGAAGCGGCGUUUUAUCUCGUGUUACUUUUCCAUCUAAACGAUUCGAAUCAUCCGGAAACAGGAAGCUAGUAAUAAUGAUGGUAGCAACUGCUGAUGUGUACGAGCAAUAGAGUGAAUCCUUUUGUUUCUACUGUCACUCCUUUUUUUUUCUUUUCUUUCACUUAAGUGCUUUAAAUGGCAAAAUGCGGCCACAGAGUUAAAUAGAGUUAUGUAUAGAAUUAUGUAGGUAUGUAGAGAAGUGCUGCUAUUAUUUAUUUGUUUGUUUGUUUGUUUAUUUAUUUAUUUAUUGGUCCAUUCAUCCUGUGAUUGGUGUAAAACCUUAAUGUUGAAAUCUCCCUGAAGGAUUUCAGAUGCUGCUUCUCUGACUUGUUCCGAUUUAAAGUUUUGUUGUUGUUUUUUUGUUUGUUUGUUUUUUUUACCGAACAGGAAGUUCUGAUGUUUAUGAACGUUGAUGAAGAUGAGAGCGGUGAGGGCACGGACAGGAUUAACACGUUCGCCUCGUCACGGACUCGUCACAGAGUCACUACGAGUUGGGUUCUUGUGUAAAUCCCCGAGUCAGGAUGCAGAACGAGUCGGCUAGCUUAGCUACUGUACGCAGGGUCGGCGUCAUACCACAGGAAGUGGAUGAGCAACAGGACAAGGAGCUGAGGACCAGAACGCAGGUCAAGCUACUAAAAAGGGCUAUGUAUAUAAAAAAAACACAUAUACAACCAUAUAAAAACCACCACAGGCCGUAGCUGCAUCUUUUGGUCAGCAGGCUGAAACGUAUGGUGCCAUUUAGCUGUUUAUCUAUUUUCACAUCUUCUGGUUCUGCCUCUGCAAAGUGAUCUGUGAGGCAGGAAGUCAGCCAGUGCUCCUUACCAAAGGUCCACAGGAAGUCAGCCAGCGCUCCUUACCGAAGGUCCACAGGAAGUCAGCCAGCGUUCCUUACCGAAGGUCCACAGGAAGUCAGCCAGCGCUCCUUACUGUAGGUCCACAGGAAGUCAGCCAGCGCUCCUUACUGUAGGUCCACAGGAAGUCAGCCAGCGCUGCUUACUGUAGGUCCACAGGAAGUCAGCCAGCGCUCCUUACUGUAGGUCCACAGGAAGUCAGCCAGCGCUCCUUACUGUAGGUCCACAGGAAGUCAGGAAGCAGUGUAGUGUAGUGUAGAAAAAUUAGUUUCUGUUCACGCCGCUCUGUUAAAGCAAUAAUUUGGAUUCUUAAGUUUUGACUGCAUUGUGUUUAAGAAUUCAUCGUGUACUCCUGGGGUUUAGUGACAAAGACGAGAGAGAGAGAGAGAGAGAGAGAGAGAGAGAGAGAGAGAGAGAGAGAGAGAGAGAGAGGGACAAAAACGAGUAUCUUUAUGUGUCUGGGAUUUUCAGUGUGAAACUGAGUGAAACACACACACACACACACACACACACACU
Tachysurus fulvidraco (yellow catfish) is the source of this 11474-nucleotide messenger RNA. RefSeq names its product potassium voltage-gated channel, Shaw-related subfamily, member 3a (gene kcnc3a). Gene Ontology annotation, cellular component: neuronal cell body membrane; axon; voltage-gated potassium channel complex. The record is from RefSeq and is a predicted model, not a curated record. Gene Ontology annotation, biological process: protein homooligomerization; potassium ion transmembrane transport. Lineage: Eukaryota; Metazoa; Chordata; Actinopteri; Siluriformes; Bagridae. The coding region runs from base 807 to 2786 and encodes 659 amino acids. The transcript has 8 exons. Gene Ontology annotation, molecular function: protein binding; delayed rectifier potassium channel activity.